Molecule: messenger RNA, 1148 nt
Organism: Wasmannia auropunctata (little fire ant)
Lineage: Eukaryota; Metazoa; Arthropoda; Insecta; Hymenoptera; Formicidae
Exons: 2
Coding region: 216-1040 (274 amino acids)
Source: RefSeq, a predicted model, not a curated record
AGGCUGGGUAUGUCACUGCGCCGUACGACGAGUGCGGGGCGAUAUCUCACUUCUCGACAAUGCCAUGUUGCUAUGUUAUUGCGGGCGAGAUAGAGCGUUCGCGCUUGGCUACGACGGCAAGAUUACGACGAGGGCUGCUGCACGGCGAGUGACGCUCGCGACGUGACGGAGGGACGUCCGCACGAGAGUGCUGUCCAGCCCGCUUAUCAGACCCGAUGGCGAAACCGGAGCGGCUCCGCUUCACAAUUGUGGACGACCUGAUACUUCUGCGCGAGGUCUCGCGGCAGAACCCGUACGAGGAGAGCGACCGGUGGAAGGCCGUCGCCGAGCGGGUGGUGAACGCGACGCAGAAGAACUUCAGCCUGCGCUGCGUCAAGGAGCACGUCGAUCACCUGCUCAAGAUCUGGGCCCGAGAGGGCCGCGCGCACCUGAGGAAGUCGGGGACCGAGGAACAGUACAAUGAAAAGGAGGGGCUUCUGCAGCAAGUGCAAGACUUGCAGAGGGAAUUCAGGCGUUCCGGCAAAGGCUCUAACGCGCAGAAGUCGAGAAUACAGAGGGACGUGGCUCUGGAGAACAUUUCCGAUACUCUGGAAGUGAUAAUAGAAGAACCGACGGUGGCAACGUCCAUGCCGCCGUUCACAUCGUCGGCGUUGUUGCCAAUCGCCUUACCGUCGCCAACCUCGUCAUCCUCAUCCUCAUCGUCGACCCCGCUGACUUCCGGGAGCCCACUGCGGUCGCCGACCACGUCGCCGUCGAGAACAGGUGGCCCGAUAAGGAACAAAGUGCGCCACGACGCGUUGAAGAAAUCAACGUUGCAUUUUUUGCAAGAGAGACAUAAGACGGAAGUGGAACUUCAGGAGAAGCAAUUCCAUCUGGAGGAGAGGAGAAUUCAGCUCGAGGAGGAAAAGUUUAAGAUGGAAAGAAAGGAACGCGAGGCGAGACUCGAGCUGGAGAUCGAGGAGAGGAGACAAAGGAUCGCGGUGUCCAAACAAAAACAAGAGAUUCUCGAGAUAUUGUUACAAUUAAUACAUAAACCUUGAUUAUUUUUGUAAGUGAUAGCGUUUCUUUGUUUUAUUGAUUUAUAAAUAAAAUUAUUGUUAAAAAAAAUGUAUGGUCCAUUUUGCAAGAUUACAUAGAAACAAGAAUAA